UCUAUCCCCGCGGGCCGGUGUUGAUUAGUGAUGUCUGGAGCGCAAUGGCGGCGCGCUUAGCGGUAAUGAGGAUGGAGAAGUUUCUCGUGUAAAAAGUGAAGAUGUCUGUUUUAAGGCUCUCCGGGUUUCUGAGGAAACUGCCUGCAGAAGCGCGGAGAAGCUCUGCUCUGCUCCUCACCGCCGACAGCUGCGGCUCCUGCUCCAGACUGAGGAGCUCGGACAGGAUCCCAGGAUGGAUGUACUAUCGAAGACACUACGCUGCAAUCCCAAAGAAAAGUGACAGAAGCAAACAGCUGUGGGAACGCUCUCAAUUAAUAGAUGUCCUCGAGGCUCGGAUCCAGCAGCUACAAUCUGACGUCAUUUUAGAUGUCAAACAUUCAAAGGUGGAAUUUCUCAAACUACCACACAAAGAGAAAAGACCCCCAGCUGGUAAAAGUAAAAAAGUGCAACCAGGAGAGAAGGCGGAACCACCAAAAGCUAAACAGUCCAGUAAAAAAGGAGCUGCUCAGACCAGUCCGUCCUCUCAAAAAACUCACGGAAGCCGCUGGAGUGAGAAGCUUGACCGUGAGAAGUCGGACAGGACUAAAAAAUACACGCGGCUUCAGAAGAAAUUUCCCAAACAAGUAGUAAAUGAAACAGUCGAAGCAAAGAGCGACACGAAGCAGCAAACAGCAAAACGCAGCAAGGGCAAGAAGAUGCUCCCUGGAACAUCAACGAAGAUCAUUUUUCCAGUCAAGAAGAGCACUCCAGCUGUAAGUAAGGAAACAGUGGAGACAGCAGCUGCUGAAAAGCUUUCUGGAGAAGCAGACGUGGCUGAAUUUAAAGAGUUGUAUCAGAUUAUUGACCAGUGCAGUCUGGUCGAGACUGAGAGUGUAAAAAAACGUGAUGACUCUGAAACUCAGCUGAGCGCGUGCUGCUACUUGGAGGCGUGUGUGUACACUGGGGAUGUGGAGCGAGCUCAGCGCUUCCUGCUUUUACACCACCGAAACCUUUCCAAACGCAGUGUUCUCACUGUCAGAUUCUACAACACCCUGAUGAAAAUGUGGGCCAAGAAGGGAGCUCUUCCUCAAAUAAGCAAGCUGUUUGUUAUGUUGGCGGAGGCUGAACUGAAACCUGAUGCAGGGUCUUACUCCGCUGUCCUGGAGUGUAUGGGUCGAAUGCCUGAGAGCUCCACAAACCUUAUUGAGAGGUGUUUGGAGCAGAUGAAGGAGGACGGAUUGUGUGUGGAUGAUGUGUUUAGCCAGUGUUUGUUCAGGCUGGAUGAGAGAGACAUGGUGCUGAAGGCUGUCCGGGACGGGAAGCCUGACUACGAGCCACCCACUUCUGCUAAAAGCCCUCAGUGUUCUCUGACCCUGGUCAAGGACUUCUAUGCACAGAGAGAAGACGUCCGAUUUCCUAAAAUGGACUUCGAGCUGGCAGAACUGCAGGAACGCUUCAAGCAACAGCUGGCUGUAGAGCAGUCCAACACAAUCACCAUCGACUCUGUGGAGGCCAUCAAACCCGUCACCGAAAACAUGACUAAAAUGAGGAAGCUGUUAGAAGUUCAGUACGGCCACUGGCAGAGAUCUCUGCUCCAGGCUCUGAGAGAAAGCAAGCAGGUGUUAAAGAAAGGCAGACUGAGGAACUGGAAGACAGACCUCUACCCAUUACUGUGCGUCCUGCAUGAUGAGGAAUACGUCAAAAUCAUGCUGCAGACUUUGGAGAACCUGCCGCCCACCGGAGACUCUCUGGUCAACCUGGCGAAGGAGCUCGGCAGCAGAGUUUACAGCACGUUCUGCAUCCAGCAGAAGAUCCAGAUGGUGAAGAAAAUGUCCCACAUCUACAAUUCAUACGCUGAGCUGCUCGCUAAAGACACAGAGUCCAGUAAUGUGUUGCCGCGGGAACGCUGGAUUGAGCUGGAAGCGGAGAUGAGUGCUGGCCCCUCCCUGCUGAGCGUCGAGGCGUCUUGGCCGCACAUGCUCCUCGUUCAGCUGGGCUGCUUUCUGGCGAAUCUGCUUGUGUGUGAACUCAAAAUCCCAAGCAACAUCCUGAACCCGGAGCUGGACAAUAAACUCAUCCCUAUCCUGUAUCACAUGUACAUCUUCCGCAACAGCCGACAGAUUGGGUUUAUCAAGCCACACCCGAUCUUGGUGAAAAUCCAGUCAGACGCCACAGUGACUAAGCUGACCUUUGACUCCUAUGUGAUGCCCAUGCUGUGUCCGCCCAUCCCUUGGACGUCGCCGAAGAGCGGUGCCUACCUGCUGACUCCCACCAAACUGAUGAGGGCUGUCGACGGGGCCAACCAGCACCAGCUCUUGCUGGAGAAGUGCCAGAAUGAGGACCUCCACGCCGUGCUGGACUCCCUCAACCAGCUGGGCAACUGUGCCUGGAAGAUCAACAAGCCAAUGCUGGACAUCAUCAUCUCCAUCUUUAACGAUAAGGGCUGUGAUAAGCUGGACAUCCCACCACCGUUAACUGAGGCCCCCGAGAUCCCCCGCUUUAACCCGCACGAUCAGUCCUACACCAUUGAAGAAAAGGCCCAUCUGAAGCAGGAGAUUAUGAAAGCCAGGAAGAAGUAUGGGGAGAUGCACAGCCUGCGCAUGGACGCGCUCUAUAAGCUGUCCAUCGCCAACCACAUGAGGGAUGAAAUCUUCUGGUUCCCGCACAACAUGGACUUCCGGGGCCGCACCUACCCCUGCCCGCCUUAUUUAAACCACCUGGGGAGUGACAUGACCAGAUGCAUCCUGCUGUUCGCUGAGGGCAAACCCCUGGGUCCCACGGGUCUGGACUGGCUGAAGAUCCAUCUGGUGAACCUCACAGGCUUAAAGAAGCGCAGCUCUCUGGCUGGGAGACUGGAAUACGCCAAUAGCAUCAUGGACGACAUCCUGGAUUCAGCAGACAACCCUCUCACUGGGAGAGGGUGGUGGAUGAGCGCUGAUGAGCCCUGGCAGUGUCUGGCCUGCUGUAAGGAAAUAGCCAGUGCCCACAGAUCACCUGACCACACCGAGUUCAUCUCCUAUUUCCCCGUACAUCAGGAUGGCUCGUGUAACGGCCUCCAGCACUAUGCUGCUCUGGGACGUGAUGUGAUCGGAGCUACAUCCGUGAACCUGAUGCCCUGUGAAGAACCCCAGGAUGUCUACAGUGGUGUAGCCCAGCAGGUUGAGGAGUUCCGGAAGCGGGAUGCGGCCAAGGGUCUAAAGACUGCGAUUGUGCUGGAGGGCUUCAUCAACAGGAAGGUGGUGAAACAGACGGUGAUGACGGUGGUGUAUGGCGUCACACGCUACGGGGGGAGACUACAGAUUGAAAAGCGUCUCAAAGAGAUCGAUGACUUCCCCAAGGAGUAUCUAUGGGAUGCUUCUCAUUACCUGGUUCAGCAGGUCUUCAGUAGCUUGAAGGAGAUGUUCACAGGCACGAGAGAAAUCCAGAACUGGCUCACGGAAAGCGCUAGGCUAAUCUCGAAGUCCGGCAGCACGGUGGAGUGGGUGACCCCCCUGGGACUGCCGAUCGUCCAGCCUUACCACCGCAGCAGAAGCCAACUGGUGAGAAGCAACAUUCAGAUGCUGAAUGUCCAGAUCAGCUACGAUGUUCACGAGAAACCGGACACAAUGAAGCAGAAGAACGCCUUCCCUCCAAACUUCAUCCAUUCACUAGACUCCACCCACAUGAUGCUGACUGCACUCUACUGCUACAGUGCUGGUGUGACGUUUGUGUCUGUCCAUGACUGCUUCUGGACCCACCCUAUCACAGUAGACACCAUGAAUAAGGUGUGUCGUGAGCAGUUUGUCUCUCUCCACAAUCAACCCAUCCUACAAAACCUGUCUGAGUUCCUCCUGCAGAAGUACUGCUCAGGAUCAGUGGGCAAGACCAACAAGGCGUUUCUGGAGUUCAACAGAAUGCAGCAGCUGCUGGCCAGGGUUCCCGAGACAGGGGAUUUUGAUCUUCAGAGGGUAAAGGACUCUACCUAUUUCUUCAGCUGAGGAAGGUGAUGGGCCUACACCGACUGAGUCAGAAUGAAUUUGCGGAUUAGACCCACUGAGCGUCUGCUGGGAUUUUACUGAACCAGUGGCUCUGCAGACUGACUGCAAUUCAGACAGUGGACUAAACCACUAAACUAAAGCUGCUGCGACCUCCACAGAUGUGAGAGAGACAGUGUGUGUCUGUCUGUUUGUGUGGGUGUUUAAGGCAGGACUCUUUUUCACUCACCUGCUGAGGGCUAAUAGUUCUACUGAUCCCCUCAGAACCAGGCCUGGAGGAAUGGAAAAGCCUUGAAUUUCCUCCUCUAAAGGAAAUGUUCAGCACUUUCUGGGAAAAAAAAGAAACAGUUUUGUAAAGUUUCCUGUUUAAUGAAGAGAAAAAAAAUGAGAUCUGUACAAAAAAAUCACAGUGUGUAAUAAAGUGUAAUAAAAAGUGUUUUUUAUGCUUU
This is a messenger RNA of Astyanax mexicanus (Mexican tetra), 4402 nucleotides long. RefSeq names its product polymerase (RNA) mitochondrial (DNA directed) (gene polrmt). Gene Ontology annotation, biological process: mitochondrial transcription. Lineage: Eukaryota; Metazoa; Chordata; Actinopteri; Characiformes; Acestrorhamphidae. The transcript is spliced from 21 exons. The record is from RefSeq and is a predicted model, not a curated record. Gene Ontology annotation, molecular function: mitochondrial promoter sequence-specific DNA binding; DNA-directed RNA polymerase activity; protein binding. The coding region runs from base 102 to 3956 and encodes 1284 amino acids. Gene Ontology annotation, cellular component: mitochondrial DNA-directed RNA polymerase complex.